AACAGAGAAGUCUACAAACACAGUGUUACUCACACAAUUCUAGAAGUCUCCAGUAGCUUUCUUGUCAAAAACUAGUUGCCCACUGGCAGGUCAGUGCUCUUCAGAGUGUUGCUAGGUGGCUCACAUGAAAGUGUGAUAUACUUUGUGAUCUCUCCGGCCGUAUUCUACUCUCAAUAAAUAUCAGUGUUUGACUAAAGCCGCUCCAGCUUCCAUCCUUUCCUGAGCCUUGGCUCUGCAUUGCUGCACAGAAGUUUCCAUCACAGUUUGGGUUGCAUAUUUAAACACAGAGAGAGGAGAAAGGGAGGGGUCAAGGGUGGCGAUAAUGAGUUAGGGAGGCAGUAUCAGGAAUGUUUUCAGUUCAACAGAAGCUGCAAUUCAUACUAUUGGUGCACAUGGAGUGUAACUAGCAACAUUGCAACACAUCUUCUUAUGAAUGACUUUUCCCAAGCUUAGCAAAGAAGUGAAAGCCAGUAAAUAAAGAUAAACAUUAGCAAAUAAGAAUCACACAAUGAUAGUAUUAAAGUAAGUAAGUGGGUAUAAUUGUUUUCUGUUACACCCCUAAACAAACUUUCUCUCGACAGACAAUGCCUAUGAUCCAGAUGUCAAUGCCAAACAGUUCUGGAUUGAUAAGAUUGUGGUCAAAAAGCAGGACUGCCUUAGCUUUAUGGAUAAUGGAUAUGGACUGGACAAAGAUAAAAUACACAAGAUGCUCAGCUUUGGCUACAGUGACAAGAUUCCUAUAAAGGGAGUAAAGCCCAUUGGUAUGUACGGCAACGGUUUCAAGUCUGGAUCCAUGCGCCUCGGCAAAGACGCCAUCGUGUUUUCGAAGUCAAAGAGUGUGUCCUGCGUUGGGAUGCUCUCUCAAACCUACCUGGAAGAGAUUGGUGCUAACCAAAUAAUUGUUCCUAUUGUAUGCUUUGAACGGAAAGAAAAAAACAAGUUCCGUGUAAGAGAAGAACACAAGGCCAGUCUUCAGGACAUCCUGCGCUAUUCCCCAUUCAACAAAGAGGAAGAAAUUCAGGCUGAGAUCGACGGCAUCAGUUCCAAAACCGGCACACGGAUCAUCAUCUGGAAUCUCCGCAGUACAUCUAGUAAACCAUCAGAAUUUGAUUUUGAGAGGGACCGCUACGAUAUCCGAAUACCAUCUGAAUUCGACGAGACAAUGAAGGACGCUGCUCCAAAACCAGGUCCAAAUCAAGCGACCAAGUCAAACAUCCCUGAGAGUGUUUCCUCACUUCGGGCAUAUUGCAGUAUUCUCUACUUGAAGCCUCGGAUGCAGAUCAUCGUACGGGGUCAAAAGGUGAAAUCUCAGCUCAUUGCUAAGACACUGGCCUUCGUCAGAAAGGACCACUACAAGCCCGCUUUCCUGCCCAAACGCAUUCCCAUCACUUUUGGCUAUAACACCAGAAGUAAAGACCAGUAUGGCAUUAUGCUGUAUCACAAGAAUCGGCUCAUCAAAGCCUAUGAACGUGUAGGCUGCCAGCUCAAGGCCAACAACAAAGGUGUUGGGGUCAUUGGGAUCAUAGAGUGUUUCUUUCUGGAACCUACCCACAACAAACAGAGCUUUGAUGAGACAGAUAAGUACAGGAAAACAAUGAACAGCUUGGGGACCAAACUGGAGGAGUACUGGAAUGAAAUAAACUACAAGAAAAAACAAGAGAAUCCAAACAACACCAUACCCAUGGAAGAUACCACGAAGCGACCGGAUCAAAACUGGGUGAUGUGUGAUGAGUGUUUGCACUGGCGCAAACUCCCUGAUGGGAUCGACACCGACAAGCUGCCAGAUAAAUGGUCCUGCCAUUUGAACCCGGAUCCGCAGUUCAGGAGCUGCCAGGCAGAACAGGAGCAUGUGGACUCAGAUGACGAUCUGCAACCUUCAUACCGCAAGACGUAUAAACUAAAAGAAAGGGAAGACAUGAGGAUUCAAGAGCAAAAGGCUGAGGAGGCGCAUUUGGCUGAUCUCGCCAAGCAGAAAAAGGCCCAAAUACAGGCUGUUGCUUCCCCCUCCACACAUACUACCCCAAAGAGUAGGUUUAACAACAUGUUGCCCCAAGGGGGGGCUGCGAGAGCUCUCUCCAUUCCACUGAUGUCCUCCCCCCUUUCACAAGCUGCUUGCAGCCCUUCAAGUAGCAGUGAUCUUCCAUAUAUAUCCGGUGUUUUCUCACUGGCAAAUCUCCCCCAGAGCAGGGGGAAAAGAACCCAGCCGGCUUCUCCACAAAUAACCUCCAAAAGGCUGAGACAGAAUGGCUUCCAUCAGGGCAAAUUAGACCCAUCAGUUCUCAAUGAAAAUGAUGAGGAUACUGAUGAUGAUAUAUGCAUCUUGGAGACGGUCAGUACCCCCAAGCCAACAAAUCUGUCCGUAGACUUGACUAAAGUGAAGACCGAGGUGGAGCAAAGUGAUGCUGACAUGGGCAUGCUGAUGGAGUGCAGCGAUGAUGCUGCUUUGGAUAACGGCCCAGACAUAAAUGCUGCGGGAACGAGCUCCUCAGCGUCUGCAGCUGUGGGAACCAGUACCUCCACAGCACCCCCCACAGGGGUGUCCACCAGCACCACCCAAACAGAUGUACCCAAAGUAAAGAAGGAAGAGGAGGACCAAAUUCCAACUGAGAGAGUGGGGCUGAGUACAUCUAAUAUAACAAAGCCUUCAGGUGUCUGCAGUGUGGAGCAAAGUGUAAGGAAGGAAGCGAGCAGUGGAGAUGCUCAUUGUGAGAAUCAAGGAGAGCUCACCUUGCAGAAUGGAGUGACACAUCAUGAAGAUAGUGAGGAAGAAGCUGGACCUUCCUGGGCUCAAAAAGACUCUCCACAUCCCCACCCCAGUGUGAUUGAGGUACAGGGACAGCAGGACCAGCUUCUAGAGCUCAUGCAGGAAAUCGCUCAGGAGAGAGACUCCUUUAAAGAGCAGGUGCACAGUCUUACCUGCCAACUGCACGACACGCAGAGCAGACUGCAGGAGCUGAGCAGUGUGAUGAAGGAGAGCUCCAACCAGGCCAGCCAGACGGAGGAAUCUGAGGUGAAGGACUACAAAGGUCUGUUUGAGAAGGCCAAACAGAAAGUGGAAGAACUUAUUAAGGAAAAGGUUUCACUGGAAGCCACCAAACCCAGUACUGCCCAAUGUGAGGAAAAGGACUUUGACGAGAUUGCUAUGCAAGUUGACUGUCUGAUGCGACAGCUGGAUGAAAGACAAAAGGAGCAUGAUGAACUGCGCUCACAGUUGACCAGUCUGGAAGAGGAAAAGACCAACCUGGUAUCCCAGUGGGAGUUCAGGUUGAGCCUGCAGCAGGAGAAGGAUAACGCACAAGAGAGCAGUACAACUCCACACAGAGCCUCUGAUUCCACCGUACAAACAGAUCCAGAGGAGGCAGGAGAGGCAUCUACCUCUGGCACACAGUCAAGCUCGGAAACAUCCAGAAGUUUGAUUGAGCUGAGGCACAACGUCGGGCGCCUUCUCCUCUCCUACGUGCCAUUGGAACUGGACCAGGUCAAUUACGAGUGCAAUGUCAUUGAUGAGAUCCUAGAACAGGUGCUCUCUAGUGGGGUGUCUGUUGCACCAAGAGACGGAGCAACAAAUGAAUAAACAAAUCAUCAGGUCUUUGAA
Molecule: messenger RNA, 3595 nt
Organism: Gymnodraco acuticeps
Lineage: Eukaryota; Metazoa; Chordata; Actinopteri; Perciformes; Bathydraconidae
Gene: morc3a
Product: MORC family CW-type zinc finger 3a
Exons: 17
Coding region: 665-3574 (969 amino acids)
Cellular component (GO): nucleus; PML body
Molecular function (GO): ATP hydrolysis activity; zinc ion binding
Source: RefSeq, a predicted model, not a curated record